AUGAGCAAAGGACAAGCAACAGUUAGAACUGGACAUGGGGGGUUUUGCUAUGGGGCAGGGCUGUUCACCCGUUUUCUUAGGCUUGUGGGUGCUUUGCUGCUCCUGGCUCUGGCCCUUUUGUUGGGCUGUUUACAGUUGGGCUGGCGGUUUCUGGUAGGAUUGAGUGACCGGCUAGGCUGGAGGGGUAAAGCCACCUGGCUCUUCUCUUGGCUGGCUUCUCCCACCUGGCAGCGUUGCCUGAUUCUGCUGAGAGAGAGCAGGCCCUGGCAGCAGCUGGUAAGAAUAGUUCAGUUGGGUUGGCUGGAGUUACCUUGGGUCAAACAGAGGACCAAUAGGCAGGGGAAUGCACCUGUAGCUGGUGGUCGUUACUGCCAGCCUGAAGAGGAAGUGGCUCGACUCUUGACCAUGGCUGGGGUUCCUGAGGAUGAGCUAAACCCUUUUCACGUGUUGGGGGUUGAAACCACAGCAUCAGAUGUUGAACUGAAGAAGGCCUAUAGGCAGCUGGCAGUGAUGGUUCAUCCUGACAAAAACCAUCAUCCUCGGGCUGAGGAGGCCUUCAAGGUUUUGCGGGCAGCUUGGGACAUUGUCAGCAACCCUGAAAGACGGAAGGAAUAUGAGAUGAAACGAAUGGCUGAAAAUGAGCUGAGCCGGUCAGUGAAUGAGUUUCUGUCCAAGCUGCAAGAAGCAAUGAAUACUAUGAAGUGCAGCAGAUGCCAGGGAAAGCAUAGGAGGUUCGAAAUGGACCGGGAACCUAAGAGUGCCAGAUACUGUGCUGAGUGUAAUAGGCUGCAUCCUGCUGAGGAAGGUGACUUUUGGGCAGAGUCAAGCAUGUUGGGCCUCAAAAUCACCUACUUUGCGCUGAUGGAUGGAAAGGUGUAUGAUAUCACAGAGUGGGCUGGAUGCCAGCGUGUGGGAAUCUCCCCAGAUACCCACAGAGUCCCUUAUCACAUCUCAUUUGGUUCACGGAUGCCAGGCACCAGUGGGCGGCAGAGAGCUACUCCAGAUGCCCCUCCUGCUGACCUUCAGGAUUUCUUGAGCCGGAUCUUUCAAGUACCCCCAGGCCAGAUGUCCAACGGGAACUUCUUUGCAGCUCCUCAGCCCAGCCCUGGGGCCACUGCAGCCUCCAAGCCCAACAGCACAGUACCCAAGGGAGACGCCAAACCGAAGCGGCGGAAGAAAGUGAGGAGGCCCUUCCAACGUUGACACCCCUUCUCUUUCCUCCAAUCAAUGUCAGGGAGUCAAAAGGGCUGUGUACAGCACCAGAUGGAAUUUGAUUUGUUUAUUUUUAAAUAUUUAAAAAAGGGAAAAUUUUAAGCUCAAAUUGUUCACUCAGUACUUUUAGGAAGCCCUGGAACCACUCUCCCUCCUCCACCAGCACCCAGGAACUGAAUCUUUUCUUCUGACAAUACCAAAGAAGUAGGGAAUGUCUAGAACAAAGAACCUGGGGCCUGGACCUGGGCUGGACGGUUAUCUCCCAUAGUGUGGGAACUGGGUAUUUCCCUGGGGUCUGUAUGCCUUUAUCUUGUCUUUUGCUUCUUAGAGCAGAUGACACUCCCCUCACCCCCAAACGAGUCUAAUAUUUCUUGACUCAUUUCAGGAGGGAGCCCCCUCCUUUG
Molecule: messenger RNA, 1616 nt
Organism: Budorcas taxicolor (takin)
Lineage: Eukaryota; Metazoa; Chordata; Mammalia; Artiodactyla; Bovidae
Product: dnaJ homolog subfamily C member 14-like
Exons: 2
Coding region: 1-1203 (400 amino acids)
Molecular function (GO): dopamine receptor binding
Source: RefSeq, a predicted model, not a curated record